This is a messenger RNA of Bicyclus anynana (squinting bush brown), 1328 nucleotides long. RefSeq names its product cholinesterase-like. The coding region runs from base 1 to 1317 and encodes 438 amino acids. The transcript is spliced from 2 exons. NCBI's taxonomy places the organism in Eukaryota, Metazoa, Arthropoda, Insecta, Lepidoptera, Nymphalidae. The record is from RefSeq and is a predicted model, not a curated record.
AUGGAUCAUGAUGUGGAUGAUGUGGUGGAUAGUGACCAGGUGGAUAGUGACCGGGAGGAUAGUGACCGGGAGGAUAGUGACCGGGAGGAUAGUGACUCGGAGGAUAGUGACCCGGAGGAUAGUGACCCGGAGGAUAGUGACCAGGAGGAUAAUGACCAGGAGGAUAAGGAGGUGGAUAGUCCUGAGGAGGAUCAGGGUAUAGGUUCGGUGGAACACUGUAUGGUGGUGGUUUCCAUGUCUGCAGAUGCGGUGGUUCAAUUGGAUGAGUUGCAAAGUAGCAAUGUGCCUUCCCUCCCUUACCCUAAAUUUGAGCAAGUCUUCAACGCGUACGACGACUCCGCAGUUUGUCCUCAAAGAGAAGAAUUUAAUUUGACAAUUACAGGAACACUCGAUUGCCUUAAUUUAAAUAUCUAUGCGCCAAACAAAGCUUCUCCCCAAAACAAAGUUCCCGUUUUAGCUUUAAUAUACGGUGGAGGUUUCAAUGUCGGAUUUGCGGGAAGAUUCCUUUACGGUCCUAAAUUUUUGGUCAGACACGAUAUUAUUUUGGUCACUAUAAACUAUAGACUUGGUCCUUAUGGAUUUAUGUGCCUAGACACUCCUGAAGUUCCCGGAAACCAAGGAUUGAAAGAUCAAUUAUUGGCAUUACGCUGGGUCAAGAAUAACAUUGCUGCGUUUGGGGGCGACGCAGACAAGAUAACCUUAAUGGGAACGAGUGCUGGCAGUGUCUCAGUUGAAUUACACCUCAUGUCGGGACAGGAGAAAUUGUACAACCAAAUUAUAACACAAAGUACCUCCGCAUUGAGUCCAUUAGCUGAACCGUUUUCUGAUAAAGCAGCACCUCUAAAAAUCGCUGAUAAAUUGGGCUAUAAAACAAACAAUAUAUCUGAUGCAUUGGAAUUUUUAGCAAAAAGAGAUCCUAAAGUGAUUAUAGCAACUUCGAUUGAUUUAUCGUUGAUAUUUGUAACGUGUGUUGAAAAAACAUUUGAUGGUGUAGAGAGCAUAACAACAGUACAUCCCUUACAAGCUGAUAUCAAAGAUGUUAAAAACAUGAAAGUUUUAGCAGGUUUUAAUAAUAAAGAACAGUUGGUGCAAUCCGCAACGAGACCUGCGGAUACGUUUAGAGAUUUAAAUGUUUUUAAAUUUUUGGCGCUGGGGUUUGAUGUCGACGAAAAUUUUCAGGUGAUGGAAGAUAUUGUACGCCGCUUUUAUGUAGGUAAGAGAAAAGAGUAUUACGUAAUUACUUACGUAAUAAGUAUUGUAUUAGUAAGUAAGUCAUCGCAAAUGUAUUGUUUUAUAGAUAUUUUACCCUUUUACUAGAUACUCGUACC